Molecule: messenger RNA, 9796 nt
Organism: Myzus persicae (green peach aphid)
Lineage: Eukaryota; Metazoa; Arthropoda; Insecta; Hemiptera; Aphididae
Exons: 8
Coding region: 27-9743 (3238 amino acids)
Source: RefSeq, a predicted model, not a curated record
UAACUGACAAACAUGCUAAUGACAAAAUGAGUUUAACUAAAUCUGACUCAAAGGGAUCAAAUAAAUCCUAUAAAAAUGAUAAAUUUAUGUUAGAGAAGACCGUUGUUUAUGAUUCAAACAAACAAUUAACUGAGCAUUUUGAAGGUGAAAUUUCUCAGCAUAAAACAUUCUCCAUUCAAUCUAAUUUAAUUGAAAAGAACUCUGACAACGCCGCUGCUUUCGGAACUUCUAUCAAUACUUUUUUUGAUGACUUUAUUGCCGAGCAAUGCAUUGGUUCUAGUGUGAGAUCAUCGAAUAAUAUUAAUACCGACAUUUCAUUGAACAGUUUUAAAAAUGAAUUUAUAAUUCCCGACUUAUGUAAUGUAGAAAACUCCGAUAAUUAUUUUAAAGAUGAAACCGAAUUUGAGCCAUUUAAUAAUAUUAAUUCCGAUACGUCUACAUACACCACAGUUGAUAUUUCGGCUGACACUAAUAUUCAGGAUCCUUCUCAUAUAUCUACUUAUCAGAAUGUGGAUACUUUCUCUCUAAAUAAAGAUGAAAAUGAUCGUAUUGAGAUUAGUCGCUUGGAUGAUUUGGAAGUUGAUACUGUAACGUCAAUUGGUAAUGAUAAAUCAUCGAAUGAACUGAAAGAUGCUGCUUUUGAAAAGUCUAAUUUUGAAUUAAGUGAAAGUUUGUUUGAAUUUAUGAAUGUAACAUCUACAACGUUAGGUCAUUUUGAGUUUGAUCACAGUUUGAAUGAAUCUGAGGAUGUGAAUAAUUCUUCAAUUAAUGAGAAGUGUAGUAUAGUAGAAGAUAAUUCUGAUUUAAGUAAUGAAGAUAUAGAAAAUAGUUUAAAAUAUCAUAAAUUAAAAAAUAUUGUUAUUCUUGAGAAUGUUGGUACUACAUCUCAAACUGACCAUAGCGCAUCUCCAAAUUAUUCAAUAAAUGUUUCUAAUAAAUUGGAUGUUAUUGGGAGUGAUGUAAAUGAAGAUAAUGUAAGUAAAAAAUCGUAUGGAAUUCGAAGAACAGAUAUAACUAAAUCAGGUUUCAGUUCUUCUAAAAAAUCAAAAGAUUUUGGAAGUAUUAAAAAAGAUAUUAAAUCCAAAGAAAUUAUCAAAAAUGAAAAUGUAGGAGUUAUGCGUAGUUCUUCAUUACGCUCUAAUACAUCUACAAUAUCUAAAUCAUAUACGACAUCUAAUAAAUCUAAAAUUAUGAGAUCUGAAAGCACAAAGAUUGUUCGUUCAUCUUUUGAAUCCAAAACAUCGAUACAAAAUGUUAGUGCAUUGAGCCAAAGUAAAAGUGUUGGCACCAAAUCCACUUUUAACAGAUCUUCAAACAGCUUAAGAACAAAGGCUGAUACAGAAAUGAAAGAUUUUAGAUCAACGAAUUCGUCCAAAAAAAUAUCACGAAAUAUUGUAUCAUCUUCUAAAACUGAAUUUGAAACCGUCAAUAACAAUGAAUACAAAUCUUCAACUUUCAUAUCGAAAAACCAAUCUUUAAAUCAGUCGCUUACAAAAAAAUCUAAUGUUCGUCAAGAAUUGAAUACUGAAAGUAAAAACAACCAAAAUUUACGUGCAAAUGUAACUUCGAUAAAAGUUGCUACUAAAAUAUCAAAUGAAUCAUCGACAAAAUCAAUUACUACAGUAAAUAAAAAAAACUUUUCGAAAAUUGAACAAACUCCAGGUACUAAAUUGAUAGAUUCAAAACGUUCAUCAAGUAAUAUUUCAACAAAGAUUAUACAUCCACUUGAAUCACAAGAUAAAAACAUCAAGCUAUCAGUAGUAAAUAGAACAUUAAAUAAAAGUCUGAAAAAACCAGAAAUAGAAAAACAUCGUAAGACAACUGUAAAUGAAAAAUUAAAAAACAAAGAAGUUAUGGAAGUACCCGAAACAUCUUCUAAGCCUAAAGUUAAAAGUUAUAUGGCGUCUACUGAAUCUCGUAAUAGAAAAGUAGAAAAUAUUUCUCAUGCUCAAAGUAAAACAUCUGAUGUUUCAACCAAAUAUCAACGUAUAAUGUCAGACAAACAAAAAAAAAUUCCCACGUCCCCGUCAAGAAUACCUAUUAAAGACAAUUCAAUUAAAACGCCGAUUAAAAAGAAUUUAUCACUCUUGGAUACACGAUCAUCAUCCAUUUCGGACCCAAGAGUCUUAAGCGCACCAUCACAAAGAAGUGGUUUUGACUUUAUGUCUUCACCUAGAAAAAUAAGUCCAACAUCAUUACCAGUUAGUCCGGCUCACAGAUGUUUAAAGGCUGAUAAAAAAAUCAGUUCAGUGUUAAUUACAUCAGAAGUCUUCUCAAGCUCCUCAGAUCGUGCAUCGUCUGUAGAAUUAGUAUAUGAGCAACCAAAACGUUCUCCUAGUUCAUCAAUGUCCGAACAACAGCCUGCUUCUAUAACAGAAUCAGUAUCAUUAGAUGAUGAGGAAACUACUCAUUCUUCAACCUCAGACACCAAUCGAGAUUCCGAGAUAAACUCAAACAUUUUUGACGAUUCAUCAAUAGAGUUGCAUUUAGUAUUGAGGAAACCUAAUCAAUUUUUAUUAUCUGAUGAAAUGUCCGAAGAAAGCCAAACAAGCUUACCCCAGAUUGCAAUAACUGCGUAUGAGUCCAACGAGGAAGACAUUGAAGUAACAAAUCUAUUAAAUGGAGUGAACGAGGAAAAUAUUGUUAAGAUACAUGAACCACGAUCAGUUUCUCCUAAACCAAACAGGCAUAAAUCAAGAAUUAUAUUGAAAUCUCCUAUCACUACACAUUUACAAAAGUCACUUUCUCCUUGUUUGUCGGAUUUGAAUAGCUGUACAGAUGUUGAAGUUAUGUCAGAUUCAGAUGAGGAAAAGUUUUAUGUACGAACUUCUAAUCUUACUCCAGGUCCUAUAAAUUAUUUCAUUCUAACAGAUGUGGAAGACUUAAGUGAAGAUGAAGGAUAUGAAAAAAACAAUAAGGUUAUAGAAGAACUUACUGAUACUGAACAUUUCACAGAUGAUAAAGGAAUAAUCAAUGAAGUUGAAUACACUGAACAACCUUUGGAAUCAAUGCCCUAUUUUCCUCAGCCACACAGAGAAAUUUUAUUUCACUCGAAAGAUGGAACAGUAAGUGCAUUAUCACCAACAGAAGAAUCCAACCCUAUAUGGCUUAAAUCUCCAAAUGAAGAAGUUAAAGGCUUUGAAUCCGAGGAAGAAAUUAUAACAGUUGAAGAACAUGGGGAUACAGAGUCAUAUAUUAAAAACAAUAAUAAUACAUAUUACCAUGAUAUAGAUGUAGGUGUAGUGGAAUCUGUGGAAACUGUUAAACAAGAUCGAUGUAAACAUAAAUAUAAAAAUCGAGUAUUAACAUCAAAAAAAAAUAUAACGCCUGAAGCAGAAUGUGGUAAAAAACGAUAUCGAAAUAAAAACCGGUGCAAUUCAGAGAUUGAAGAAAACUUUGAAAAACGUUCUGAAGAAAAUAAGAAAAAAACACUAUCAAAGGUCAUGUCAGAACCCACUCUCAGCAAUGUGGCCAUUCCUAAACAAAAUCAAAAUAUUAAGACAAAUAAAAUCAGCAACCAAGAAAAUAAUAAUACGUUUGUGAUACAUGACAACAGAAAUGGUUUUAGCAUUUCUAUUGACUUUCAAAGCCAGAACUCGGUAUUAUUAAGCGUUGGUAGGGAUUACGGAAAUUUAUCAAUGAGAUGGUUUAAUGAUGGAAUAAUGACAGGGGAUGAAGCCAAUCAAACUCAACAACAAAAUGCAAAGUCUAUAGAUAAUUCUGAGCGCAGCCCAGAAUUAACAACUAACGCCAACAACUUAGCACUUCAAAACUCCGUAGAUAAAAUCCCACCUAAACCAAAUCCUAGACUUUCCAUUGACUGUAGUAUGACGUCAUCAUUAGAUGAAGAUGAUGAAAACUAUACUACAAAAAAACAAUUUUGGGAAGAAAUAACCAAAACUAAUCAACCUCCUCUACCAAAACCUAGAUAUAGUAUUUCAUUACCAAUCAACAAUUCAAAAAGACCCGUAAUAAACAAUGCUUCUUUAGAACUCUUCGAAAAUUCAUUCGGUGCUUCUGAUAAUGCAGAAGUACCUGAAAUGAUCAAUAAUCUAACGACAAGUAACCAAACUACAGAAAAAAUUGUAGUUUCUGAGUUCACUUGUCUGAAAUCGGAAUGUCUCGAUGAACAACUCCGUACAUCAAAACCAGAAGAUCAUAAUGAUGUUAAAGAAACCAAACGAUUAGAUUCUGAAACUGAAUAUAUUAUUAAGUAUGGAGAAGAAUCAUUAGCUUUUGAAAAUGAAGGCUUCCAGGAAGAAGAUGUUUUUGAUGAUAAAGUUUCAGCUAAAAAAGAAUACUCGCAGGGUUCAAAUAAAAAAAAAAUGGACCCAAAAACUAGAUCAAUGUCAUUACCAUCUCAUCAAACUGAACAUAUUUCCUCUAAAAAAUAUAUUCAACAAAUUAAGCCUCAAAUGGAAGGCAUACAAAUGGAACAAGAAUCUUCACCUGAACACAAAUCAUUGAAAAACACAACCCGUCAACAAUCACCAAGCCAAGAAGUUCUUAUUAACCGUCAAAUUCAUAAGCACAUAUUUUCCAAUGAAUUAGAUGAGCAAAUAGAUUCAUUAAUACCAGAAGAAAAAUAUUUAGGCUUAAAAUGUGAAAAAAGUGUAUCGACGAAUUCGAUGCUAACGUCAUCUGAUAAAAUAUCUGGAAAUACAAGUGGAAAAUCAAUUACAAAAACCGAAUCUGCUGAAUCAUCUGUACUUGAUGAUUUACCAGAAGAAAUAAAGAUAAAUAAAGUUAUUUCUAAACAAUCAAAAGACAAAAAUUCGUCAAGUUUAACCCAAGAUCAAAUUGAUGAAAUUCCUUCGGACACUUGUUCAUUUAUUGAAGAAAAAGAAAAAUCCAUUUUACAUACUGAAUCAAUUGAUUCUUCAAUGAUUGAUGAUGAAUUACAUAACGAAAUAGAAAACGAAAAAGAAAUGUAUUCAGAGAUUGUGCCAGAUCGUAUUAUUCACACUCCCGAAGAACACAUUCCUGAUACAAUAUGGGAAGUCACUCAGCUCGGAACCGACGACCAAGAAUUAGAGAACAUCGAUGACAAAGAUCAAUGUAUUUUCCAUCAAAAUUUUGUUCAACAAGUUGAUUCUAAAGAAAGUUUUGAAACCCCAAAAAAAGAAAUGACUGGAGAACUGGCUAGAAAUAUAGCAGAGCAAUUAAUUAAUGAAAUUGAAAUCGAACUUACAAAACGUCAUGAUGUGUUGGCAAACUUACAUCAUUUAAUGAUGUCACCUGAUCAAUUUCAACAACUGGAAAAUAGUGGUUAUUUAGAUAUGGAAGGAGAAGAUUUGCAGUUUAAAAUUAUGGAAUCAGUAUUAGCAAGAAAGUCCAGAGACCAAUUGAAAAGUAUUUCAAAACACGAUACAAUUACUUCAAGUAUUGAAAUUACCGACGAAGACUUGAAAAGUAGUGGUUUUGAGAUCGAAUACGAAGGAUUGACGAAAUCACGUUUCACAGAACAUAUUAUUCCAGAAAGUGAUUAUGAAAAAUCGAAAACAAAUCCCUCUAAUAAAAACCCAGAUAUGUUUGAUGAAUCUCGACAAUCUUCACAUGAUGAAAAAGAAAAAUAUUAUAAAGAAGCAAAAGAUAAUAUUAUUAUUGAAGCUUAUAUAAAGGAACACCAAAACGAAAAUGAUAAACGAAUAGAAUCUCAACAAAAAGAUAUUUUUUCAAGUGGGCAAAUUGAUCAUAAAUUAAUCUCCCAAAAACACAACAAAGAUACUAAAACCGAUGUUUUUGAAAGCAAGAUAAUCAAUGAAAAUGACCAAAAAAUAGAAACACAAGAACUCGGAUCACAUUAUAAUUCUAAUGAUGGUAAUAAUAUCCACACUAUUCUUAAUUCAAGUAAAAUAUCAAACAUUGAUAAGGGGAAAAAAAUCGAUAAGAGUGUUUUGGAAAAUAAUAGUCAUCAAAUGCACUCUAAAGAAUUCUUUGAAGUAGAAAAUAAACAAAAUAUACACGGGAAAACUGGAAAUAUUAUUACUAACGAAAAACACGUUGAUACAGUGAUAAAAGAUUUCGACGAUGAACUAAUAAAAGAAAAACAGCACUCAGAAAAAACUACUGACGAUGGAUUAGAAAUAUGUAAUAUUGACCGAGAAGAAUACCGAGCAACAUCUUGCAUUUUGAAAGAAACAGUGAAUGAUUAUAAAAACGAAGUAACAUUGAUAAAAGAUGUUGAGCCAUGCUCUUCAAAGUCACUAAUCAAGCAAUCAAGUGCUGAAUCCUUUCCUUCAAAAGAUAACUCCGUCCAUUCACCAACUUCGCCAUCGUCGUCUUCAAUUGAUAUUCGAGAAGAAAAACGUGUAAAUUUUGACGCUGUUGUCUUAAGAAAGCCUGAUUCGAUUAAUAUAAAUAAACUCUCAACAAAAAAACCUGCAGAUUCCAGCUCAAGUGAUAGCCAUUAUCAUUCGUUUGACCUAACAUCAUCUAGCAGACCGUGUUCGUCAGACAUGGACGGCCUUUUAGCUGGGUCAUCUGAGUAUGAAUCUGCUGUUUCAGUACCGUCAAAUGAAUACCACACAGCAAUAAGUUCGCUGAGCUCGAGAGAAUCGAUGAAAUCACUGGAUUCAGAAAGUUCUGGUAACCUUGCUUCAGUGGAAAACAGCGAAGCAUCUGAGACACUAAUUGCAUCAACAGGAGAUUUAGAUUUUGAUCAAGAAGGUACAAACUCAAUUUUAGAAGAUGAAGAUAAAAUAGAACCAUAUGAACAAGAAAUACCUAUGCAUAUAAUUAGAGGAGAAUCCUUACCAAUUAUAGCAGAAUUAACCGAAAUGAAGUACAGUAGCAUGUAUAAAACUCAACCAUUUUCUCAACCAGCCAUAAAUAGUGAAAAAAAUAUGCAAAAAAUGAAAAGAUCACAUGAAAUGACUUUUCAUCCAAUGCCGAAACAUAUAACUAGUGAUAGUUUAUCCGAUUCAUCAUCUCACGAAGAAAAAUUAUUUUCUAGUGAAGAUGCCAGUAUGAGUAUAUCAAGUACAGAAGGCCAAGCAAUACAAACUGUUGUUGAAGCAAUGAAUGGAUUUCCAGAAUCUGGGACAUGCAGUUUUAGUUUCAGCGAUGAAAAUACAAAAUCUGUUGAAACUUCCACUAUUCAAAAUGAAGAUGAACAUUAUGACAAUGAAAACAAAUGCGUGACAAUAAUAUCAUCUUCAGUACCAGUGGAAUACGGAAUUUCCCAAAAUGUAUGUACUCAAAUGACGACCAAAUCAGAGGAAGUACAAAAAAAAGGACAUCGAAGAAAUAGUAGUUCGUUUAGUAAGAUAUUGGUUGAAGACUUAGACAUUAUCGAUAACAAAGAAAGUGUAGAUACAGAUCAACCCAAGGAAUUUACAGCUUAUAACCAACACUCGGAACAUAUUCAAGAUAAAUCUAAAAUAACACUUGAAAAUAUUUCAUCGAGAGAUGUGCAUGAUUUGGAAUCAGAAAAAGAAAUUCCUUCAAUACAUGAUAAACACAAUUUCGAUAUGCACGGAAGUAUAUCUGACAAACAUAGUUUUGAACACAUUGAUGAUAUUGCCGAAUCAGAUGCCGCUUUUCAAAUGGUACCUCAUGUAUCGCCAGCAAUACCAGCUUCUUUACCUCCAACAAUACCAGAGGAUCCUUUUUCAGAAGACGAGGAUGAUUUAUUAGACGAUUCUACGGAUACAGUUCCUAAUAUUAUGAUAACAGAACAUAUGGCUCCUUUGAUUGAUCGAGGUUUUCAUUACCCAGACUUGGAUCUUGAAGCUAAGGAACUAGAAGUUAAAUCAUCGACCCCACAAACGCCUGCAUCGAUAAGUAGUAAAGAAUCAUCAGAUACAGAUCAAGGUAGAGAAUACAUAAUAAAUGAAGACUAUGACCCACACGAAGAACCUUCGUGGACUGGUGAGGAACAAACCAUUCUUGAAAAAGUAGAAGAAACAGAGGAAAAAGAAUCUGUUUCUUUAAGUGAAUCAUUCGAGUUGGUGGAUAAUGUAGAAGAAAAACUUGACAGCUCAGAAGACGAAUUUGUAGUAAUAGAAGAAAUAGGAAAAGAAGCUAAAGAAGAAGAUUCUGAAGGAAAAGCCAUACAAAUUCAAACGAACACAAAAAUAAUUCAUAAAAGUGUAACCAACACGAGUUCGCCUCAACAUGAAUCAGACUCAGAAAGUCCUGGAUCAAAAAGUCAACUUGAAUUAGAGUUUGCAAAUCAAAAAUGGGUUGAACUUCAAUUUGAAGAUGACAACACUAUAAACGAAGUUUAUGGAUAUAAUAUAGAGUAUGAACGACCCCCUCUUGAAGAUAUCAAAGAAGAAGAUACUGAUGAUUUACAAAGCAGUAAAGUUGGGAGCGUUGGAAGUCAAGUCAGUCAUUCAAUUGAUAGCUUUGGCAGUAUGAAAGAAUCAUUUAGCAGUACUCCAGAAAGUAAAAAAUACUUAGGAAAAUCAUUGGAGAAUGAUAAUAUAUCAGUGAAUUCACUACAAGAGUUUGAAAGGUUAGAACAGUUGGUAAGAAUCGAAUCAAUGAAAGCCAAGUCUUCGGGAUCUUUAGCAUCAACUACAAGCUCUUCUAAUAGCAGAAAGGAUGAUUUAUCAUUAGCUUCUCUUAAAGAUUUUGAAACAAUAGAGGCAGCUUGUUUUAAAACUGAAUUAAUUGAAAAUAAAGCUUUAGCCACCGAAAAAUCAUUAGAUGACGAAGAUAUGUUUAAAAUCAAUGAAAUUAUAAAAGAAGCUGAGAUCAAUUUAGAACAAAACGAAGAUAAUUCUGAAAAACAUGUAUCAGAAGAUGAUAAUUUGACUAGUACAGAAUCACUUGACUUAAAAACAAUUGUUACCGAAAUGAAAGUAUCAGCUUCUCUUGAACAUAUCUCAAAUACUGGUUUUAUGGAAGGGAAACAAAAUGAUUAUGAUGACUGUAUGAACUCAAGUGUUUCAAGUCGUGGCUUUAGUAGUCCAAUUAUGGAUGAUCAUUCAAAAGAGUCAUCGUACAGAAACAGUUUAAUUUUAGGUAGCAAUGACUCACUAGGUCCAAUAAGUUCCACGUCGACGAAUGCCACUUACCACUGUGAAACUGGAUCCAACAUGUCUUCUAGUUUCACAAGUGGAGGUUCAAAUACUAUGGUGUCCAGUAUGGAAGGCCUUGACAAAACUGGAAGCAAACAUGAUUGGUUUGACGAACACGAAACUUUUGAAACAUUCAAAAAGGAUCCAGAUGGAACAGAGUUCACCCAUAAAGUCAUACGACUGCCAGCUGAAAUGCACAAAGUAACGGCAAAAGGACCCGAAAAAGAAAAAAUUAUAGAAGAUUUUGUAGAAUACUUUUCACCUGGAGAAUUCCAACAGGAUAUGGAACGUACAGAUGAGCAUGGAAAUAUAUUUGUUACACGAAUUGUACAAAAACGAAUGGUUUUUGAUACCGAAGAACUAGCAAGUAAAGGUGUUUCUGAAGACGAAUUAAACGAAUGUUUAAGAAAACUUUCUAAAGACUCCAAUAAUGGAUUUGAAAUCAGUAAGAAAACUUCAACACACAUUGCAGGGUCGUCUGAAGAGAUAAGAGGACCAUCAAAGUAUGAUACAAAACAAGAGUUGCAAGUGGCCGCAUCAAAACCGGAGUUGAAGUGUGAAAUUAGUAUGGACGACGAUACAGAAAUAGAUCUACGCGAGCAUGACUGGCGCUUUCAACAUCAAACAAAUACCGAAACUGAUGACAUUACAAAGCCAAGUACAUCAGGAUGGACUGGAAAAUCGAAACCAAAAGAAAAUGUAUCUGAACUGUAAAGUCAAUAAAAUAUGAUUUUGAAUUUUAAUAAUUGUAUACAUCACUAUUAUUA